AUGCCAGAAAUGCAGCAGAUCCCCAAAAGAUAUCACCAGCCAUUCAGGUUCGAGGAGGCAGAAAGGCGAAAAUCAGCUCUAGGGCCCAGACUAUCCAGAGAACCUAAUUUCUCAGGUGGCAGAAAGCGUCUUGUUCCAAAUGGCUUCGAAACUUCGCAGGAAGCUUCGUCUGGAUUGCGGAAUUUUACCAGAAGAGCUUUCAGCUGUAACAGACACGAGAUCAACGGGCGAAGCUCGUAUCGCGAAAUAGAACCCAAGCAAAUAUCAAUGCGACAAAGUCGAUUCAAAACACAGCCUGAACUUUGGCAAGCAGCGACAAUACAGUGGAACAGUCCUGCUAGAAAUGUCAGACCGCGAACGGGCAAUCAUGUUGAGAUGAAACGACCUGCUAAUAACGUCGAUAAAACUUAUUUUGAAGUGUACGCAGAAGGGUAUGAAAGAUGUAUUCCAGGAUACACUGGUCAUAUUCAACCAAGAUAUCCGUCUAGAAUCACUCGUCAGGAAUCGUCGCAAAACAACAUGAAGCCAGUUCUUUUGCGAGAAAACUCCUUUCCUAAAACGGGAACUUUCUCAAAAAUGAUCACCGUUCUGCCUCCUUAUAAUCCUUUUGCGAGAUAUAAAUCGAUUCAAUAA
Molecule: messenger RNA, 633 nt
Organism: Oikopleura dioica
Lineage: Eukaryota; Metazoa; Chordata; Appendicularia; Copelata; Oikopleuridae
Source: the annotation of a GenBank genome assembly